AUGGCGAGCGCCCAAGGAGGAGGUGACUCCAAGCUGUUCGCUCGGUCUUCCCAGCGCGAGCAUGAAAGGCCGCGCCCAUCCAGAGCGUCCGAGAUGUAUCUGGCAUAUCUGCCCCCUACGGCUUCGGCCUCGCAUCUGUACAGCAACUCACGCAUAAGACAACAGGGCAAGGUCGCUGAGCUACGCCUCGAGCUGAACAGCGGCGGGAAAAAGGACAAGAACUACACGGUCAAGAAGGUUGCCCUGAAGAAGAUCGUUGCGAACAUGACCAUGAGCAAUAACGACAUGGUCGCCCUCUUCCCUGACAUAAUCAGCUGCAUGAACAUACCGAGCCUCGAGAUCAAGAAGAUGUGCUUUUUAUUCCUUGUGAACUAUGCUAGGAUGCGAACAGAAAUUGCUGUCAAAGCAAUACCUGUGCUCGAGCAUGACAUGGAAGAUGCCAAUCCACUCGUCAGAGCCCUCGCGCUUCGCACGAUGUCAUACAUCCAUGUACGUGAGUACGUCGAGGCUACAGUGCCACUUGUGAAGCGACUUCUGCAAGACUUGGAUCCAUACGUACGCAAGACUGCCGCAUACUGUGUUGCAAAGCUUUACGACCACGACAGACACAUGGUGGAGCGGUCCGAUCUUAUCGACAGGCUCAACGGACUGCUGAGGGACGAUAACCCCACAGUUGUUGCCAGCGCUUUGGCAAGUUUGAUGGAUAUUUGGGAAAGAAGCGAUGCUAUUAAGCUUACCAUCGACUAUUCCAAUGCUUCCAAAAUGGUUGCCAUCCUUCCGGACUGCUCCGAAUGGGGUCAAACAUACAUAUUAGAAGCUCUCAUGUCUUACGUGCCUCAGGAGUCCGGAGAAGCCCUAUUGCUUGCCGAGCGUAUUGCACCACGGCUUUCUCACUCCAACUCAGCCGUGGUUUUAACAUGCAUAAGAGUCAUUCUUUACCUCAUGAACUACAUCGCCGAUGAGAGGCAAAUUUCGGCGCUCUGCCGGAAGCUUUCGCCGCCUUUGGUAACAUUGCUAGCCAAGGGUCCAGAAGUGCAAUAUCUUGCUUUGCGAAACGCGUUACUCAUGCUUCAGAGGCGCCCGGACGUCUUAAGGAACGACAUCCGAGUCUUUUUCUGCAAAUACAACGACCCUAUCUACGUGAAGGUCACAAAGCUUGAGCUGAUCUUUAUGCUCGCAACUGAAAAGAAUAUCGAUGAGGUAUUGACAGAAUUGCGGGAAUAUGCAACUGAAAUCGAUGUUCACUUUGUGCGCAAGGCUGUUCGCGCGAUCGGCAAGCUCGCAAUCAAAAUCGAGCCCGCUGCAAGACGCUGCAUCAACCUCCUCUUGGAACUUGUCGCCACGAAGAUCACCUAUAUCGUGCAGGAGGCGACAGUGGUGAUUCGAAAUAUCUUCAGGAAAUACCCCAACCAGUACGAGAGCAUCAUUGGAACACUCUGCGAACAUUUGGACAGCCUGGAUGAGCCUGAGGCCAAGGCAGCUAUGGUCUGGGUUAUUGGGCAGUACGCAAGCCGCAUCGAAAACAGCGACGUCCUCCUAGAGGACUUCCUCUUCUCCUUCGCAGAGGAACCAGUCGAAGUGCAACUGGCCCUGCUCACCGCUACGGUCAAGCUGUUCAUUCAAAGACCUACAAAGGGCCAGGAGCUCGUUCCCAAAGUCCUGAAGUGGGCAACAGAAGAAACAGACAAUCCAGACCUUCGCGAGCGGGCGUACAUGUACUGGCGCCUUCUCUCCACCGACAUGAACCUUGCCAAACAGGUUGUCAUGGGCGAGAAACCACCAGUCACCGCUGAAUCCGAGCGCCUCGAUCCGCAGACACUAGAGGAGAUGUGCCUCAACGUUGGCACUCUCGCGACGGUGUAUCUGAAGCCCGUACAGACCGUCUUCCGUAACGCGCGCCCGCGACGGCUGAUAGACUCGCCGGCUCUCCAAAAACAUAACCUCCCAGUCGGUUCAGGACCUAUGGCUGGCUUCGACACCAACAAGUCACUGUCUCAGUUCGGCUACGGAGGACAACCGUCAGACGUAGACCCAAGGGACCGCGCCGCCGCCGCACCAGAUGGCGAUGGGAACCUCGCGCAGGCGGUCAAUGACGCGGAUGCGUACUUUGCCGGAAUCGGUAGCCAGCAGAUGCAGGCCAUGCGCAUCCAGGAUGUAGACGGCGACAACACCUUCGGCGGCGGAAGUGGCCACGAGGCCGGUUACGUGGUAAAUCAGUAUGCUCCGCAGCAGGUUUUCCAGCCAGCACAGGGAGUGGGCUCGAAUGGGGACUUGUUGAUGUUUUAG
This is a messenger RNA of Diaporthe amygdali, 2286 nucleotides long. RefSeq lists its product as uncharacterized. Gene Ontology annotation, biological process: vesicle-mediated transport; intracellular protein transport. Gene Ontology annotation, cellular component: membrane coat. The transcript has 5 exons. Lineage: Eukaryota; Fungi; Ascomycota; Sordariomycetes; Diaporthales; Diaporthaceae. Bases 1 to 2286 code for a protein of 761 amino acids. The record is from RefSeq and is a predicted model, not a curated record.